Molecule: messenger RNA, 673 nt
Organism: Myxozyma melibiosi
Lineage: Eukaryota; Fungi; Ascomycota; Lipomycetes; Lipomycetales; Lipomycetaceae
Product: ubiquitin-conjugating enzyme/RWD-like protein
Exons: 4
Coding region: 134-610 (158 amino acids)
Source: RefSeq, a predicted model, not a curated record
ACCGGCUAUCGCAAUGUCAUGUGCCUAGUCAUGUGACUAGUCAUGUGAUGUGUCAUGUGACACCCCGCGUUCAUAUGAACCGAGGCCACUGAGCAGUCUGUCUACAUCUCAGCACAUUUACAGAAGAGUGAAGAUGUCGCUGGCAUCUACGAGAAGGCUGCUGAAGGAGUUCAGAGCAGCGCAGAAGUCGAGUUCAGACAGCGAAGAGGAGCUGGUGCGGAUCAGGCCGGUGAGCGAGAACGACCUGCUGCACUGGGUUGGAUAUAUCAGAGGAAGUAAAGGGACUCUGUAUGAAGGUGGACGCUGGAAUAUCGAUAUUCAGGUUCCAAAGACGUAUCCUCUGCAUCCGCCAGAGAUCAAGUUCAUCACCCCGAUAUGCCACCCAAAUGUCAACUGGAAGGACGGCCUGGUAUGUCUAGACAUCCUCAAAGGCCAAUGGACAGCGGCCUGGACCCUGCAGUCUGCUUGCAUGGCGAUCCUCGUCCUGCUAUCUGAUCCGGAACCCAACAGUCCUCUGAAUGUCGAUAUCGCAAACCUGGUUCGUAGUGGUGACGAAGAGGCAGCUGCCAGUCUGGUCCAUUACUUUACUGCAAAGUAUGCUUCAACAUAGUCAAGCUACUGUAUAUAGUUACAACUACUCGUAAUAAUGAAUAAUGAUUAUAAUUCAAUCAAC